This is a messenger RNA of Dictyostelium purpureum, 3399 nucleotides long. RefSeq lists its product as uncharacterized. Gene Ontology annotation, molecular function: sphingomyelin phosphodiesterase activity. Gene Ontology annotation, cellular component: cytoplasm. Lineage: Eukaryota; Evosea; Eumycetozoa; Dictyosteliales; Dictyosteliaceae. Bases 1 to 3399 code for a protein of 1132 amino acids. The transcript has 3 exons. The record is from RefSeq and is a predicted model, not a curated record.
AUGAGUAUAAAUAAAAUAUCUUAUAGUGACGAAUGGAAAAAAGAGUUAAGAAAAGCAACAAGAUCAAGUUUAAUAAAUAUUACAAAUGAAACCGAUUUUCAACUUCAAAGAAUAUCUUGUAAAUUACAACAGGGUACAUUUAGAUUAAUUCCACCUGAAAUUAUACCUCCAAAAUCAAGUAUUGAAUUUGGGUCGGAAAGUAAUACAUUUAUGACAGGUACAAAGGGAUCAGUAAUUUAUAUUAUAUUACCACAUCAAGUGGCACCAGUUAAUGUGGGUUCAAUUCAGUCAUUAACACAUUUAUCAAGUUUAAAAUUAUGGGAACCAUUUUUAUAUGUUGUAAUUGAAUGGUCAACACCAUAUUGGUCAUCACACAGCUGCAGUAUUCAAUUGCAACCACAACAAUCCUCAAACCUAUUAAAUGUCAGAAAUACAUUAACAAUGAGGGAGAUUAACAAACAAAUUCAUUCAGAGGCAAGUAUGUUUAUACAUGAUAGUGAAAAUGAACAAAUUUCCUUUAAAGUUUAUAAAACCACUACAUCCCCAAGUAUAUCACCACAAUUUACAUCAUUACCAAAAACAUCUUCACCACAAUCAAGUCCAACCAUAAUGACAAAUAAUAGUCCCUCAACAAGUUUUUUAAAUAGUUCUGGUUUUUCAAUAAGUUCAGCAACAAUUGAUAGCGAUUAUACCGGCAUGGGUUCAAGUUAUUCUCCUAUGACUACAUCUCAAUCAACAUCAUCAAUACCAAUAGUACCUGGAAUCAAUAACAGCAAUAAUAGUAAUAAUAAUAAUAAUAAUAAUAAUAAUAAUAACAAUAACAAUAACAAUAGUAAAAAUUCGAUAUCAUCAUCAUUACCAACAUUUUUUUCAAAUAGUUUAUCGUUUCCUUUACCAUGGUCAAGCGAUUCUAAUGAUAAUAAUUGGAAAAGUAAUAUUAAAAGAGGGUCAAGAGGUCAAAUUAUUGUAAUUAAAAAUAAUACAGCUAAACAUUUAAUACGUAGAAAUCAAGCUUUAAACAGUGGCAGAUGGUGUGAACCACCACCAGAAGGUAUACCACCCAAUAGUUUAGUUGAGUUUGGUAGUGUCAGUAGUGGUUUCGCUCAAGGCACAGAGGGUGUAAUAUAUUAUCACUCUCAAGGUUCAAAAGGUGAUUUUAGAUUUCAAUUUAAUAAUCCACUUAUGGGCAAAGCAAGUUUUUCGUCACAUUGCCCAAACAAUUUUAAUAUUGAAGAGAAAUACUUGGAUGGAAAUAUUUCAACAGUUUAUUUUCAAAUUAAUGAAGGUGAAAAGAGCAGUAGUUCAAAUGAAACUGAAAAUUUAAAUUCAAGUAAUAAUAGUAUAAAUUCAGAAAAAGAAAACAAAGAAAAAGAAAAUAUCAAGCAAAGUGUAUUUAUUUAUGAUGACUCGAUUAGAAUAUUUUCGUUUAAUAUUGGUAUGCUAAAUGUUAAGGAGUUUGAUGUAGACAAAGAAGAGACAAGUGGUAUUUCUGGUAAAAAUAAUAAAGACAAUUCCAAUAUUUUAAAUUUUAGAGAAAAGGAAAAGGAAAAUAAUAAUAGCACCAAUAAAAGCAAGGAUCAAUUAAAUUCAAGUUUAAUUAAUAAAAGAGUAGAGAAAAUUGUAAAGAAUUUAAUCAAUUUUUCAGAGAAAUAUGAUAUUAUUUUAUUACAAGAGGUGUUUUUAGACUCAUCCAGAGAAAUCCUAGUAAAGAACCUCAAAGUAUUUUAUCCUUAUAUCAUCGAUAGAUAUUGUGAAAAUAGUGGUUUGUUUUUUGCUUCAAGAUUUCCACCAGUUUGGAGCGAAUUCAGACAAUUUAAUAAUGGUAUUGGUACUGAUGUUAAAUAUUUAAGAGGUGUUCAAGGUGUAAAAUUAGAUAUUUCAACUAUUAAGGAUAACUCAUAUCUAUAUGUAUUCAAUACCAAUAUUCAAUCGAAUCCUGAUAAUUCAGUAGCAUGGCAAAUGGUAAAUGGUGAUGAUAAACAAAAAAAAGCCUCAACCGUUAGAACUUUACAACUUCAAUCAAUUCGUGAUUUUAUCUCGACAGAGUUGGCAAUGCAAUCAAACUCAAUUUCAAAUUCUGGUUUAAUUUUAGUUGGUGAUUUAAAUAUUAAUGCUGAAAUCGAACAGGUUAUUUCUGAUGAAGGUAGCAUUACUCUUAGUCAGAUAAUACCAGAGCUAGCAAAGAAGAUUAACAAUAAAGAAUUACAUUUAACAUUUAGCUAUCAAUUAUUAGAACAUUUAAAUGAAUUAAAUAUCCCAAUGAGAUAUUUGGGUAUACUCCGUUCUCAGGUCAAUAACAAUCGUAUGAAGAGUCUAAUUUUAACUGAAAUGAUAACCUUCAUCAUUAAAAAAGAUAUCAUUGAGCAUUUAACACAACGUCAUAAUCAACAUCAAUCAAAUAUUUAUGAAGAUGAACAAAUCUAUAAAGAGGUCGUAUUGGAUACAUUCAAUUUAGUUUUCCAUUAUACUCGUAAAGAUUGUAUACAAUUUUGGCGCCAUCAUCUUAGAAAACGUCUUAGAGCAGAGUUUAGUUCAGCACUAUCAGAAAUCGAACAACAAGAAUGGGUAGAUUUGCGUACACAUGUUAUAAAUUUACAAUUAUUCAAUAGCUUAAAGUAUAGUUUAGAAAUUACAUUAAAUCCAAAAGCAGUGUUCCAAUUAAUGAAGGGCUCAAAAAUCAAUACUAAAGAGGUUUUACCAAUACCAUUAAUCCAAGAUGAUCAAAUAGAGGAGAUUAUUUUACCACCAUUAACAAGCUAUUGGGGAUCUGAAUCAAAUAACGACAUUAAUUAUUUCUCAAGUAUCGACUAUUUAAAGAAAUUACAAAAAGAACAAAAACAGCAGCAAUCACAACAACCACAAUCACCACCACAAUCACAAACUCUAAACUCUGAUAGUUUGAAUAUCAUUGAUAAUCUAGAUCAAAAUUCAUCCCAAUCAAAUAAUAAUAUUCAAAUCUAUUUGAAACCAACCGAAGAGUAUUUAGAAAUGUUAAAGAUUUUAGGUAAUCCAGUAGAUCUAUUUAGGGAAUGUAAUCCAUUUUUACCAGGUUAUACAAUUCACCAAGCAUUAAAUCAAAGAGUAGAAAAGACCUCAUCAAAAGAAAGAAUUGAUUAUAUCUUUAAUUUUAAACUAUCUCCAAAUUUUGGUGAUCACGAAGGAAGAAAUCAACUAUUAAAACUUGAUUGUACAGAAAUUAAUUUAUUACCAAUGGGUGCGACACCACAAACAAGAUUAUCCAAUCAUUUCGCAUUAGAAUUGGGUAAAAGAUCCAUAUAUGACAUGUCGUCAGAAACUGUAAUUCAAGUAUUAUCGAGUGAAAUUCCCGAUAAUAAAGAUCAUUAUAAUAUUUUAUUAGAUGAAGAUGACUUUAAUGAAGGUGAUAGUGACGAUAUUUAA